Molecule: messenger RNA, 1443 nt
Organism: Exophiala aquamarina CBS 119918
Lineage: Eukaryota; Fungi; Ascomycota; Eurotiomycetes; Chaetothyriales; Herpotrichiellaceae
Product: acyl-CoA desaturase
Exons: 1
Coding region: 1-1443 (480 amino acids)
Biological process (GO): unsaturated fatty acid biosynthetic process
Cellular component (GO): endoplasmic reticulum membrane
Molecular function (GO): iron ion binding; heme binding; stearoyl-CoA 9-desaturase activity
Source: RefSeq, a predicted model, not a curated record
AUGCCUUCCUCUCAACCCACUGCUGGUCACCUGGCUGUCAAGCCAGAGUACCUCUCCUCCCAGCCCUCUCCAAUGGCCAAAUCGUCCGAGCCAAACCGAAACUCGAAAUAUGACUCCAAGAAAGUCCACAUCACAGAAACCCCUAUGACCAAGUCGAACUGGUAUAAGCAUGUCAACUGGCUCAAUGUCACCUUGAUUGUUGGCAUCCCUAUCUACGGCUGUAUCCAAGCCUUCUGGACUCCGUUACACCUUAAGACCGCCGUCUGGGCCAUUGCAUAUUACUUUGCCACUGGUUUGGGAAUUACCGCCGGAUAUCACAGACUUUGGGCACAUACCUCCUACUCCGCAACUCUUCCUCUGCGAAUCUUCUUGGCCGCAGUUGGUGGUGGUGCAGUUGAAGGCUCAAUUCGAUGGUGGUCACGAGACCACCGAGCUCACCAUCGUUACACCGAUACCGACAAGGAUCCCUACUCUGUUCGAAAGGGUCUGCUCUACUCGCACAUUGGCUGGAUGGUCAUGAAGCAAAAUCCAAAGAGAAUUGGCCGAACCGAUAUCUCCGACCUCAACGAAGAUCCCGUUGUGAUCUGGCAACACAAGCAUUAUCUCAAGGUCGUUCUUUUCAUGGGACUCAUCAUGCCCACUCUUGUUGCUGGCCUUGGGUGGGGUGACUGGAUGGGUGGUUUCAUCUAUGCGGGCAUCCUCCGAAUCUUCUUCGUCCAACAAGCCACUUUCUGUGUCAAUUCUCUGGCCCAUUGGCUCGGUGAUCAGCCAUUUGAUGACCGCAAUUCACCUCGUGACCAUGUGAUCACCGCUUUUGUCACUCUUGGAGAGGGAUAUCACAACUUCCACCACGAAUUUCCCUCAGACUACCGAAAUGCCAUCGAGUGGCACCAAUAUGACCCUACCAAAUGGUCAAUCUGGACCUGGAAACAACUCGGUUUAGCUUAUGAUCUGAAGCAAUUUCGCAGCAACGAAAUUGAGAAGGGUCGUCUCCAGCAACUCCAGAAGAAGCUCGAUCAAAAGAGAUCCAGAUUGGAUUGGGGCGUUCCUCUCGAUCAACUUCCUGUCAUGGAAUGGGAUGACUACGUUGAUCAAGCCAAGAACGGACGUGGCCUCGUUGCGGUUGCCGGCAUUGUUCAUGAUGUGACCGACUUCAUCAAGGAUCAUCCAGGCGGCAAGGCCAUGAUCAACUCCGCGCUGGGCAAGGACGCGACUGCCAUGUUCAAUGGCGGUGUCUACAUGCACAGCAACGCCGCCCACAAUCUCUUGUCGACCAUGAGAGUGGGUGUCAUCCGUGGUGGAUGCGAAGUGGAGAUCUGGAAGCGAUCACAAGCGGAGGCCAAAGGUGAGGUUCCCAGGGACAGUUCUGGAGAGCGCAUCGUGCGAGCUGGCUAUCAGCCUACCAAGGUUCUCCAGAACGUGGCCACUGCUGGUGCUGCGUAA